AUGUCCGGAGAAAUAAAGCAUCCGAAGACUUUCAUGCAAAAAGCAAAAGAUGAGCCGUUUGUUCCACUAGGUAUCCUGGGUACUUUAGGUAUGGUUGGGUAUGCCGUGUCCCACUACAAACAACGAGGCAACAUGUCAUUGUCAGUGUAUGUCAUGCAAUACCGGGUCAUUGCCCAGAGUGUCAUCGUCGGCGCCAUGACACUUGGUGUUGGCUAUCAUAUGAUGAAGAAUUAUUUAUACCCGGAGAAAAAACAAGAUUGA
Messenger RNA from Helobdella robusta, 261 nucleotides. RefSeq lists its product as hypothetical. The coding region runs from base 1 to 261 and encodes 86 amino acids. The transcript is spliced from 2 exons. Lineage: Eukaryota; Metazoa; Annelida; Clitellata; Rhynchobdellida; Glossiphoniidae. Gene Ontology annotation, cellular component: mitochondrion. The record is from RefSeq and is a predicted model, not a curated record. Gene Ontology annotation, biological process: mitochondrial respirasome assembly.